AGCCUGCAUAGACUGUCUAAAAUCUGCGUGAACGUUGAAGUUUGUCGUUGCCAACACUUUUCUUGCGCAGUAACCGACAAGCAGCCCAUGGUGUGUACCAUGGGCGAUAGGAUUAUCUCGAAGCUGCAGUUCCCGCCCGACAAACUGUGCGAUUUCAUCUUCUUCGACUCGCUGUACAAGGGAGGCCGUAACGUGCUGACCAACCCAAGUACCUACAGCAAGAGCCUCGACAUCUUCCUCAACGACCACCAUGAUUACCGAGUCACAACCCUCGGCGUCGGCUUCGCGUUCUACUACUUGUCGAAAGUGGAGGAAGAUUUGAUGGUGAGGAACCCAAGCCCACUAGCACCCUUCUGGAAUCGGGGCAUUUUCCACGCCGGGAUCAUCGACACUGCCGCGUCGGCGGCUCGAAAUCAGACGAGAGCGGCCAUUGCCACACUGAAGAUGGUAAACCGGCUGCUCGACACUCAAAGACAGAGGGGCAACUUUUCAAUCACGGCGCUCGCUCUUCCCUAUCCACAGUUCGACUGGAGCUUGGCCUUUGCCAUGGAUUUCAAUGAUCUCCGUUUCACCCCGUACCUGCUUAUCGCGUUCGGUCACUACCGGGUCGGCGACAACAUGGCCGCGCACUGCUUCGUCAUGCCGCCAACGCGUCACCCGGACGACUCGCCGCCGGACGAAAUCGCCAGAGACUACAACUUCGACCUGUCGACCGCCGUGUCCAGCCUUCGCGAGCUCUACACCAUGGGCACGAACACCCGAGGCCUCGUGUCUGUGACCCUGAAGGGGCGUUGGACAGAGCCCAUGUUCCCUGAUAAAGUCGACUUCUACAUGCGAUGUGUAUCUGACCCAGACAUCGAGCCGUUCGGCAGCUACACAGAGGUAUGUCCCGGUGGUGGCUCCGUCCUCAGGGCUACGUUAAAUUAUUCGGAAAAGCACUACGCCGUGAUCACCACCAUUAGGAUCAUCAGGCGGACAUUCGUCUACGAUGACGAGAGGUCGUUUGCUGCCAAGUUGUGCAACGUAAAGGCCUUGGACUCCACCGUGCCGUAUGGCAUCGCUGUCUACGAUAUCGACUACGACGACUAUGAAAACAAGUGCUCCUCCCUGAACAGAAACAACCGCAACAGUCGCCUGAAGGCGGUGAAGAAGGUGGUGGAGUCCUUCAGGAGGCAGAGUUUGCAUUUUGACGAGGAUACCUGUAGAGAGUACGCGUUGUCCUAAGAGUGGCCACCUGUUCUUGUCCUCGGCCCCGACACAGACUGAUCGCGCGAGGAAAGCCGUGAAAUAUAAUAGUCAUAGUCGGUGCUGCCCGACUUUUUUUCAGCGAACAGCUGCUGACACA
Dermacentor andersoni is the source of this 1345-nucleotide messenger RNA. RefSeq lists its product as uncharacterized. The record is from RefSeq and is a predicted model, not a curated record. Lineage: Eukaryota; Metazoa; Arthropoda; Arachnida; Ixodida; Ixodidae.